AUGGACAGGGACACAUCAGACAUAUUUAAUCAACAUCCCAUCCUCAUUCACAUUCACUUUGACUUUAACUUCGAUCAAACCAACAUUGACCUACCUCAACCUAACCAACAACAACCCCUCAAAGAAUCGUCAUGGCAAACCAGUGCUCCGGUCACGUCUUCGCCAUCAUCCAAGGCACCAACGGUAACAUUCUUACCUGGCGCUGUUCCGACUGCAACUCUGGCCCAUUCGUUGCCAUUUGGCGUUGCAAACUGUGUGGCUACAACCGUUGCAACAGCUGCCAUUCUUCCAAGUCUUAAUUGA
Messenger RNA from Talaromyces marneffei, 303 nucleotides. RefSeq lists its product as uncharacterized. The transcript has 5 exons. The record is from RefSeq and is a predicted model, not a curated record. NCBI's taxonomy places the organism in Eukaryota, Fungi, Ascomycota, Eurotiomycetes, Eurotiales, Trichocomaceae. The coding region runs from base 1 to 303 and encodes 100 amino acids.